AUGCAUUCAGCUGUCCUGGCCACUUUCUUCUUGUUGAGCUGGACUCACUGUUGGUCCCUGCCCCUGCCCAAUAGUGAUGAUGAUGACGACUUAUCUGAGGAAGACCUCGAGUUUGCAGAGCACUACCUGAAAUCUUACUAUCAUCCCGUGACUCUCGCUGGAAUUCUGAAAAAGUCUGCAGUAACCUCCACAGUUGAUAGGCUCCGAGAAAUGCAGUCUUUCUUCGGCCUAGAGGUGACUGGAAAACUUGAUGAUCCCACCUUAGACAUCAUGAGAAAACCAAGAUGUGGAGUCCCUGAUGUGGGUGAAUACAGUGUUUUCCCUCGAACGCUCAAAUGGUCCCAGACGAACUUAACUUACAGAAUUGUGAACUAUACUCCUGAUAUGCCCCAUUCUGAAGUGGAGAAGGCCUUCAAAAAGGCCUUCAAAGUCUGGUCUGAUGUGACACCUCUGAAUUUCACCAGAAUCCAUGAUGGAACUGCUGAUAUCAUGAUAUCUUUUGGAACUAAAGAACACGGUGACUUCUACCCAUUUGAUGGACCUUCUGGUCUUCUGGCGCAUGCCUUUCCUCCUGGACCAAAUUAUGGAGGGGACGCCCACUUUGAUGAUGAUGAAACCUGGACAAGCAGCUCCAAAGGCUACAACUUGUUUAUUGUUGCUGCCCAUGAGCUUGGCCACUCCCUAGGUCUGGACCACUCCAAGGACCCAGGAGCCCUGAUGUUUCCCAUCUAUACCUACACUGGCAAAAGCCAUUUCAUGCUUCCUGAUGAUGAUGUUCAAGGAAUCCAGUCUCUCUACGGGCCAGGAGAUGAAGACCCCAAUCCUAAACAUCCCAAAACACCAGAAAAGUGUGACCCAGCCUUAUCCCUUGAUGCCAUUACCAGCCUCCGAGGAGAAACCAUGAUCUUUAAAGACAGAUUCUUCUGGCGUCUGCACCCUCAGCAGGUUGAGGCAGAGCUGUUUUUGACAAAAUCAUUUUGGCCAGAACUUCCCAACCAUGUGGAUGCUGCAUAUGAACAUCCAUCCCAUGACCUUAUGUUCAUCUUUAGAGGUAGAAAAUUCUGGGCUCUCAAUGGUUAUGACAUUCUGGAAGGUUAUCCCAAAAAGAUAUCUGACCUGGGAUUUCCAAAAGAGGUGAAGAGGAUAAGUGCUGCUGUGCACCUUGAGGACAUGGGCAAGACCCUCUUCUUCUCCGGGAGCCAGGUGUGGAGAUAUGAUGAUGCUAACCAGACUAUGGAAGAAGACUAUCCCCGACUCAUAGUAGAAGAAUUCCCUGGAAUUGGCGAUAAAGUAGAUGCUGUCUAUGAGAAAAAUGGCUAUAUCUACUUUUUCAAUGGGCCCAUACAGUUUGAAUACAGUAUCUGGAGUAACCGCAUCGUGCGAGUCAUGCCGACAAAUUCCUUAUUGUGGUGUUAA
Messenger RNA from Peromyscus eremicus (cactus mouse), 1416 nucleotides. It is a transcript of the gene Mmp13, whose product is annotated as matrix metallopeptidase 13. NCBI's taxonomy places the organism in Eukaryota, Metazoa, Chordata, Mammalia, Rodentia, Cricetidae. The transcript is spliced from 10 exons. The record is from RefSeq and is a predicted model, not a curated record. Gene Ontology annotation, biological process: extracellular matrix organization; proteolysis; collagen catabolic process. The coding region runs from base 1 to 1416 and encodes 471 amino acids. Gene Ontology annotation, cellular component: extracellular matrix. Gene Ontology annotation, molecular function: metalloendopeptidase activity; zinc ion binding.